Messenger RNA from Helianthus annuus (common sunflower), 1059 nucleotides. RefSeq names its product serine/threonine-protein kinase STY13-like. The record is from RefSeq and is a predicted model, not a curated record. Bases 1 to 1059 code for a protein of 352 amino acids. Gene Ontology annotation, cellular component: plasma membrane. Gene Ontology annotation, molecular function: protein kinase activity; ATP binding. The transcript has 6 exons. Gene Ontology annotation, biological process: protein phosphorylation. NCBI's taxonomy places the organism in Eukaryota, Viridiplantae, Streptophyta, Magnoliopsida, Asterales, Asteraceae.
AUGAACGAUCAAAUCGCUAACAAUCAUUUUCUCCGUCGACUGAAGAGUUGCCCGCAUCAAUUUAACCGAGUGAAAUCUCAUGAUCAUGAUCGCAUCACUAAACAAAAGCCACAAGGACAACAACAUUUUCAAGAGACUAUCGAUCCUUCUAAGCUUGUUGUCGGCAAAGUUAUCGGUAAUGGAUCAUUCGGCGUGGUUCACAAAGGAUCAUACAAUGGCCAAACAGUAGCGGUGAAAGUUAUUGAUUUCGGAAACAACGGGGUUACUAAAGCUUCAAUGGAGUUCAUGAAGAAUGAUUUCGUGAAAGAAGUUUGUUUAUGGCAAAAUCUUGAUCACCCUAAUGUUACUAAGAUGAUUGGAGCAACCAUGUCCAUGAAGAAAAAUGCGGGCAAAAAGAACAAGAAAUCGAAAACUCAGAAUAACUUUUGUAUCGUCGCUGAAUAUGUUAAAGGAGGAUCUCUACGAUCUUACCUGUUGAAGAACCGUGACAAGAAGUUGCCCAUGAAAAUUGUCUUUCAAUUUGCCCUUGAGAUUGCUAGAGGGUUGAGUUACCUUCAUUCUAAGAAAAUAAUUCACCGCGAUGUGAAGCCAGAAAACAUACUUCUCGACAAUCAAAAAAGGAUAAAACUCGCUGAUUUUGGAGAAUCGAUUUUUGAGCCAUUAGAGUUGUUCUUCACCAGUGGUGAGAUGGGGACUCGAGGUUAUAUGGCUCCUGAGAUUGUAAGCAGAAAACCAUAUGGACAUAAAUGUGAUGUGUAUAGCUUUGGGAUAUGCUUGUGGGAGAUAUAUUGUUGUGACAUGGCGUAUACAUAUGAUUUAGAAAAUAUCCCAUCAGAUAUAUACAAGGAAAUGAGACCAAACAUACCCGUAAAUUGUCGAACAUCGUUGGCUCGAUUAAUACAACGAUGUUGGGACACAGACCCUAGAAAGAGGCCCGAGAUGAAGGAUGUGGUUGUCGAAUUGGAAAUCAUGAAAUCCGAAGAGUGGCAAAUAUUGUCAAAAGAUCAUAAUGAUGGAUACGGUUGUUUCGGUUUCUUUAACCAUGCAAAGGAGGGUUGA